GAAAUGAAAAAUCCCUCCAAAGGCAUUUUCGGGUUCGGACUUUAAAAAAUUCCCAAAAUGAAAUUCCCGCUUUGUAACAUGAAUCCGAAAAUGCAGUCCGCAAAUUCGGGGGUCAAACGUAUAUAUACUCUCUUGCAUUUCUACUUCCUUUACAGUGCAGCACAGUGAGACUGAGAUCGUAGUAGGCUUUGCUUGCUUGCUUGCUUGCUGUUGGCGACAUCAAUGGCGGUUGUUUCAGGCGAUUCCGUGGCGGAGCAGGCGCAGGGCAACCAGGGAACCAAGACGAAACAGCGGAAUAAUUGCCCAGGCGUGCGGGUUGUGGGCGGCCGGAUCUAUGAUUCCAGAAAUGGCAAGACGUGCCACCAGUGCCGUCAAAAAACCAUGGACUAUAUGUCAGGAUGCAAGAAUGAAAAGAAUAAUAAGCCGUGUGUCAUUCGAUUUUGCCACAAAUGCCUCUUGAAUAGAUAUGGGGAGAAGGCAGAAGAAGUUUCAACUCUCGAGAACUGGAACUGUCCAAAAUGCAGAGGCAUUUGCAACUGUAGUUUGUGCAUGAAAAAGCGAGGUUUCCAGCCUACUGGUAUUCUUGUGCACACAGCCAAGGCGACUGGAUUUACUUCUGUGUCAGAAAUGCUACUGGUUAAAGGACCAGAGAACAUUGAUCAUGAAAAAGCUCUCAAUAAGAAGGAUGCUCCAACUAAAGAGACCAAGAAGGAUGCUCCAACUAAAGAAACCAAGAAGGAUGCUCCAACUAAAGAGACCGACGCUUCAGACAAGGGGGCAGAAGUUGUUUCCCCAACCAAGAGGGGGAAGGAAAACAUAUUUAAUGGGAGUAUAGAUUCAAAUACUCAACCACUUAUUUCAUCAAAUAUUCCUCCUAAACAGGAAUCUAGAAAAAUGAAAAGACAAGAGUAUGAGAAGACUCAGAAGGGACACUGCAUUAGUGGAAAUGAUGGUGUUUCAUCAACAGCUAUUGAUACUUCCCCAAAAAAGAAAAAAAUUAAUAAAAUGAAGGAAGAGGGCUUACCAAAGGCAAAAAAUCCCAAGGAAGAGGGUUCCAAGAAGAAUGAAAUACAUGGUGAAUGUAAAAGAAAAAGGAAAUCAGAGGACAUGAAGAAACAAGUGUCAAGCAAGAUGCCUGAUGAAGCCACUGGUAAAGAUAUUGGGGAUGCCACUGAUCUUGAUAUCAAAAAUGAAAAUUUAAAUCCUGUUAUUCCCCUGCCUGAGGGAAUUCGACUUACAGCUGUAGCUGGUACUGAUUUACCUCAAGAAGAUAUUGGGGAUGCCUUGCAAUUUUUAGAGUUUUGUGCUGCAUUUGGAAAGGUUCUUGAUUUAAAGAAAGGGCAGGGUGAAGCUGUACUUAGAGAUUUGGUACAAGGUCGAGCUACAAGGCGAGGAAAAACUACUGUGACUGCCCAGUUUCUUGUUAACAUGCUAACGGUCAUUGAAGAGGAUAUGGGGGAAGGGUCUUCAACAUUAACUUGUACAGAUGGAACAGAUGCAUGGUUCAAUUUUCUUAAAGAGGUCGUUUCUGAAUCCCUAACUGUUGCAAAGAAUAUGGGCUUGGAUUCCUUAAAUGAUGCAGCUGAUGGAUUUGAUAGCUUAAGCCCCUCAAUAAAACUGAAGCUAUUGAACUUUGUCUGUGAUGAAGUUCUUCUAACUGCAAAGAUAAGGAAUUGGAUAGAUGAUGAGAAUGCAAGAUAUGCUGAAAAGGCCAAGGAAGCAAAAGUAAAAGUUUCAGCUGCGAAAGAGGAGGAAAAGCGUUUGAAGCAGAAACUACAGGAUAACAUUGCUGAAGCAGUCAUUUCAAAGAAUGGUGCUCCCAUUACAGUAUCGGAGCAUGAUGCCAUUGUUGCUAAAGUUAAGCUUGAGACAGCAGAAGCUCAUGCUGCAUUGCUGGAGUCCAAAGGCUUAUGGUUAAAAUGUAAUCAAAACGCUGAUGCUGUUAGAACAGAGCCCAUCUAUGUGGACACCAAUGGUCAGGUGCUGUGGAGAUUGAAAAGCUACUCUGAGAAAUCUGAAAUACUACUUCAAGAGGUUGGAACUGGGGAUGAUGCAUCACAUGAAAAAUGGUCUACUUUUGAUGUGGAACAGAAAGAAAUAGUUGAGAAGCGGAUUGACUCUUUGAGGCACAAAAGGAUCAGGGUUCCAGGGAAACCUCCAUUGCAGAGCAAUGAAAGCUGAGCAGUAGUAAUUCAUCAAGAUUAGUGCUGUGAUACAGAGCCUCAAGGAGCACAAGUGUAGAACUUAUGUAGCAUAGCUUCAUUAGCAUUUUUGCAAACAUAUACAUUCAAUGUUUUUGCCAUUGAAUUGAAUGUAGGCAGUGAACCUUGUAAAAAGCAGGUCUGUAAAUCUGUUGUAUCAAGGCAGACCCAGAUUAUAUGAAUGCCUUAAAAUUAAUCCUUUUCGUUGA
Molecule: messenger RNA, 2410 nt
Organism: Ipomoea nil (Japanese morning glory)
Lineage: Eukaryota; Viridiplantae; Streptophyta; Magnoliopsida; Solanales; Convolvulaceae
Exons: 12
Coding region: 223-2181 (652 amino acids)
Biological process (GO): regulation of DNA-templated transcription
Cellular component (GO): nucleus
Source: RefSeq, a predicted model, not a curated record